AAAGAAAAAAGGAAAAAACAACUUCCCAUCUCAUUAUACAUUCCCUUUGUCAUUCUCUCUCUUGCUCUCUCUAGCAUCACACCAGGUGAGGGAAAAAAGGAGGAGGAUCUGAUGUACUUGCCGGUGGAUCUUAAUUAUAGAAAAGAUCAUGAUGGCCCUUGAAAAUAAAGAAACUAUGCAGAACUGCGAGGCAGCCUUAAAAUGCCUCCAGACCAAGGGGUUCCCGUACAACCUGCAAUGUACGGGGAAUUCAAUUGAAGGCCUUCCAGAGCUUAAAGAUGGAAUCGGUGUUCACCCAGGUGGGGAUGUUGUAGAACCAGUUUGCUCAUUGAGUGGGGAGUUUAUGGAACUUCCAAGCGAGUUUUACCACAAACCUACCCUCCAGCAUGAGUAUGGCUCAUGGCCGACCUUCUAUCCUGACUCUCAUAAGUUGCAGCCAUACCCAAUGAAUGCUUUUGGGAGCCAAUUUUACCACUUUCCUGUGGAUAACCGAUUUCAUUAUUCCCCAUUCAAUGUGAUCACUCAUGGAUAUCCUUAUGAAUUCCAGCUCCAAGAUUUUCAGUACUUUGUGGUCAUAGACUUUGAGGCUACCUGUGACAAGGAGAAAAAUCCCCAUCCACAGGAGAUAAUUGAGUUUCCAUCUGUCAUUGUGAGUAGUGUUACUGGCCAGCUGGAAGCAUGCUUUCAGACAUAUGUACGACCAACUUGCAAUCAACUCCUGAGUGAUUUCUGCAAGGAUCUGACUGGCAUCCAGCAAAUUCAGGUGGAUAGAGGUGUUACUCUGAGUGAGGCUCUCCUUAGGCAUGAUAAAUGGCUUGAGAAGAAGGGCAUAAAGAACACCAACUUUGCUGUGGUGACAUGGUCAAACUGGGAUUGUCGCGUAAUGCUGGAAUCUGAGUGCAGAUUCAAGAAGAUCCGGAAGCCUCCUUACUUUAACCGGUGGAUCAACUUAAAAGUUCCUUUCAGUGAGGUUUUCGGUGGCGUGAGGUGCAACUUGAAGGAGGCUGUUGAGAUGGCAGGCCUGGCAUGGCAGGGGCGUGCCCAUUGUGGCCUCGAUGAUGCCAAAAACACGGCACGCUUACUUGCCCUCUUGAUGCACAAGGGUUUUAAAUUCUCUAUCACAAACUCACUGAUGUGGCAGACUAGUGAUGGUCCAUUGACAUGGAACCCGAUCCCGGAGAACAUGGCCUUCUCUCCACAUCAUCCCCACAAGCCUAAGGAUCAGCAAAUGCCCCUAUUCCAGUACCACCCAUACUGUUUCUGUGGGGUGAAAAGUAGCAAAGGAAUGGUUCGGAAGCCUGGGCCGAAGCAAGGGAGCGUGUUCUUUGGCUGUGGAAACUGGACUGUCGCCAGAGGUGCCCGCUGCCACUACUUUGAGUGGGCGUCUCCCUGACUUGAAUUUGCAAGGGCUUGUCCAUCUUUCAUGAUGGCAUCUUAAACCCUUCUUAGAUGUCUUGUAAAAAGGAAAAAAAAAAAAAAGAGGCUAAAAAGGAGAAUGCUAGUGGGUUGUCUCCUUGUUGAAGCAUAUACACCUUAAGUUGCUUAACUGCUAGGUGAGGCUUCUGCGUGUUAGGAAACACAUAUUAGCACUUGGCACGGGAGCUCAGGAGCGUGCACAGGUGCAGAAAAACAACGGUCUUCCAAGUAAUGGGAGCUUCAACCUGUAAAGCUGACUUGUUGACAGGAGAACAAAUCGGGAAUGUGAGGAUUGGCUAGUUAGGAUGAUGCAUUUACAUGCUUAAACAUGCUAAGUUAUCGUAAUAAUCUUUAUGAGAUAGGGACACCGUGGUUUCCUAUGCGUUUCUAAUGGGAAUGAGCACUGUUGCUUUGCACCUUA
Theobroma cacao (cacao) is the source of this 1837-nucleotide messenger RNA. RefSeq lists its product as uncharacterized. Gene Ontology annotation, molecular function: 3'-5'-RNA exonuclease activity; nucleic acid binding; zinc ion binding. The record is from RefSeq and is a predicted model, not a curated record. Lineage: Eukaryota; Viridiplantae; Streptophyta; Magnoliopsida; Malvales; Malvaceae.